CUUUCUUGAUCUUCUAUUUUUCUACUUGAUAAAGUUAAUCGACAAAAAAAUCUAUGAAAUCACAAUUAUUUUCUAUUUCUUUUCUAUUUCUUUUAUUAUUAUUCUUUUCAUUCUAGAAUGAGUGGUUCAAUUAUGAACGAAAAGAAGGAGGAAAUAUUGAUUGAAAACUGUGAAAAGAAAAAGAUGAUUUGGAAAGAACGGUUCAAGUUUCUAAAAGAUCCCAAGUUUUAUAAAGUCUUGGUUCUUGGUCAACUUCUUUCAUUAUGUAUUACUGGGACUAAUGUUACGACUACAAAACUUGGUAUCUCUUAUGAUUUUGCUGCACCCACAACACAAACAUUUCUUGUUUAUGCCUGUUUAGCUGUCGUUUAUAAUAGUUAUGCUAUUUAUAAACGUGGUAUUCGUGGCUGGUUACUUCAGUUUUGGCGAAGAGGUAUUUAUUAUUUCUUUUUGGGACUUAUUGAUGUGGAAGGGAAUUAUUUUGUCGUAAAGGCCUAUCAAUAUACCUCCUUACUGUCUGCUAUGUUAUUAAACUGUUGGAGUACACCUGUUUGUAUGAUUCUUUCCUUUAUUUUCAUGAAGAUACGAUAUCGAUGGGUUCAAUAUGUGGGUGUGGUGAUUGCAUUAGGGGGUAUGGGUAUGUUGAUAGCAAGUGAUGUGAUGGAAGGUAAAGAUUAUGCUGCUGUAGAUGCGAUUAAAGGCGAUCUCUUUUGUCUCCUGGGCGUGACGCUCUAUGGGUUUUCAAAUGUAGGUGAAGAAUGGAUGGCUCGAAAGCAUCCCCUCUAUGAAGUCAUCGGUAUGUUUACCUUCUUUGCUACUUUCAUUAACUUUGUUCAACUCAUGAUCCUCGAACGAAAUGAGUUUGCUGCCUUUUCUCAAAACCCGGAGGCGAUUGGAAUGGUGAUCAUCUAUACGGUCUGUAUGUUUGUCUUGUAUUCGUUGGCCCCCGUCAUGUUUCGUCUCGGUAGUGCUGUCUUGUAUAAUCUAUCAUUAUUAACUGCUAACUUUUAUGGUCUUAUCUUUGGUAUCGGUCUCUUUGGAUAUCAUAUUACAAUCAUGUAUCCAUUUGCUUACAUUGUCAUCAUCUUUGGUAUCGCUAUCUAUCAUCUUUUCCCAACGCCUGAACCGUCUAUUGGUACCUUUGAUAACGAAAAGGCUGAAAGAGAACGACAUGAGUUAAUAACAGAAAUGACUAUACCAUCAGAGGUUAUCGUUCAUAACAACAACCAGUCAUCGAGUUAGAUCAAAUAACUUGCAAAAAAAAAAAAAAAAAAAAAAAAAAAAAAAAAAAAA
Cokeromyces recurvatus is the source of this 1293-nucleotide messenger RNA. RefSeq names its product solute carrier family 35 member SLC35F1/F2/F6. Lineage: Eukaryota; Fungi; Mucoromycota; Mucoromycetes; Mucorales; Mucoraceae. Gene Ontology annotation, molecular function: transmembrane transporter activity. Gene Ontology annotation, cellular component: membrane. The record is from RefSeq and is a predicted model, not a curated record. Bases 118 to 1242 code for a protein of 374 amino acids. Gene Ontology annotation, biological process: transmembrane transport. The transcript is spliced from 4 exons.